AUGAGAUUUCAAGCAAUGUUGUACGCUACCGCGUUGGGAGUGGUAUCUGCAAACGACCUCCACCGAUGUGGCACCAGCGAGCCGAACGCAAAGGUCAAGCAGGAGCUUGAUAGAGCAUAUGCUAAGGGUACCAAAAAUAUCGGGAGAGCGUCAGAAAUCACAGUUGACACGUACGUGAACAUCAWCACAACGACUGCAAAGGAAGGCAUGUAUUCACCAGAUCAAGUCAAACAGCAGAUAAUGGUAAUGAAUGAUGCAUACAGUGUCAUGGGCGUUACAUUCAACGCAAUCAGUGUCAACUUUACCACAAACGAUGCCUGGGCAUCUGCAAGUAUGRGCAGUACAGAAGAAGCCGAAUUAAAACAAGCUCUCCAUCAAGGCUCCUACGCCGACCUCAACCUCUACUUCCUCAGCGACCUGCCGGACGGUCUGCUAGGAUUCUGCUAUUUCCCCGUCGACGACCCUUCAAAAACCGAUCGCACAGUAGACGGAUGCAUGAACCUCGCAGACUCUCUCCCCGGUGGUAGCGCGACCAACUACGAUCUAGGAAUGACUGCUGUGCACGAGACGGGGCAUUGGUUCGGCUUGUAUCACACAUUUCAAGGCAGCGCUUGUUCGGGCGAGGGCGACUCUGUGGAUGACACGCCUUUACAAAGCACGCCUACGACGGGAUGCCCUUCAAAAGCGGACAGUUGUCCAAACUCACCUGGCGCGGACUCGAUCCACAACUACAUGGACUAUUCAUAUGAUUCGUGUCUAUAUGAGUUCUCCGACGGUCAGGUCGAUCGAGCGCUUUCGAUCUACGACCAAUAUCGGAAAGGAAAAUGA
Messenger RNA from Ramularia collo-cygni, 828 nucleotides. Its product is annotated as related to Extracellular metalloprotease MGYG_07913. The transcript has 4 exons. Gene Ontology annotation, molecular function: metallopeptidase activity. The record is from RefSeq and is a predicted model, not a curated record. Bases 1 to 828 code for a protein of 275 amino acids. NCBI's taxonomy places the organism in Eukaryota, Fungi, Ascomycota, Dothideomycetes, Mycosphaerellales, Mycosphaerellaceae.